AUGGCAGAGGGAGGGGAUGAAGGUCUCCAGAAUAGGAAUACUUUAGUGAAGUACAACAAUCCCGUUCUGGUGGUGACACAUGCAGAGAAACGUCCAGCAACAGCGGGGCCUCUUGGGAGUCCCACAAGUGCUGAAUUGUCACCAAGGAGUAAGACGUCGCCGGGAAUAAUUGCUCCAGGUGUGUCGGAGAGUCGCAAGGAAGCAGAGGAGAUUCUCAAUUCAGUCCUACCACCGAAAUGUUGGGAGGAAGAUGGUCAAAUGUGGAUGCAAACAGUGUCCAGCACACCGGCUACACGACAGGAUGUGAUAAAUUUGCAAGAGAUGCUGGAUACGCGACUGCAGCAGACGCAGGCACGUGAGACGGGAAUCUGUCCAGUACGGCGGGAGCUCUACAUGCAGUGCUUCGAUGAAUUGAUUCGCCAAGUGACGAUUAAUUGCACCGAACGAGGACUUCUCCUGCUUCGUGUUCGCGAUGAGAUUGCCAUGUCAAUGGAAGCCUACGAGACGCUCUACUGCAGUUCUGUGGCCUUUGGCAUGCGGAAAGCUCUCCAAGCGCAAGAGGGGAAGGAAAGUCUACAAUCCCUCGUCACUGUGCUCCAGGCGGAAAAGAAGGUCCUGGAGAAUACGAUUAGUGAUAUGAAGAUCAGAGCGGAUCAAGUUGAGAGGCGUAAUGCCGAAUUGAGAGCAUCUGAAGAGAAGAAGCACGCAGAGGAGAUUGCCUUCCUGAAGAAGACCAGCGCACAGCUCAAGGCACAACUUGAAGGGAUUAUUGCUCCAAAGAAAUAAGGAAAGGAAAGAACAAGAGUUUCUUAAAGAAUAAAAUAUGGUAAGUUUCCCUCCGAAGUUUAUGGAUCGAAUUAUGUUCAAAUUGAAAUAAAUUUAAUUAAAGACUCAUUUUUU
Molecule: messenger RNA, 900 nt
Organism: Lutzomyia longipalpis
Lineage: Eukaryota; Metazoa; Arthropoda; Insecta; Diptera; Psychodidae
Gene: Dnali1
Product: putative inner dynein arm light chain, axonemal
Exons: 2
Coding region: 1-786 (261 amino acids)
Cellular component (GO): filopodium; axoneme
Molecular function (GO): dynein heavy chain binding
Source: RefSeq, a predicted model, not a curated record